Molecule: messenger RNA, 2321 nt
Organism: Aphanomyces astaci
Lineage: Eukaryota; Oomycota; Saprolegniomycetes; Saprolegniales; Verrucalvaceae
Product: CMGC/MAPK protein kinase
Exons: 9
Coding region: 83-2263 (726 amino acids)
Biological process (GO): protein phosphorylation; intracellular signal transduction
Cellular component (GO): cytoplasm; nucleus
Molecular function (GO): ATP binding; MAP kinase activity
Source: RefSeq, a predicted model, not a curated record
CUUCGAACGGUAACAAGUGUCCGUUACAGGAUAUACAUACUCGAGGUAAAAGCCGCCCACAAUAGAUCAGGCCAGUCGCGCCAUGACGAGUGUGUCAGGGAGAUCAUCAGCGAGUCGAAGUAGCAAGUACAGCCAGGCAUCGUGCCAUGCCAAUAGUGUCGGCACGUCGUCGCGGCGGAUGUACCAUACACGGCACAAGUCGUCCAUCGCACGACUGUUCAAGCGGGAUGUCCCAAGCAACCUCGACUCACCCAUGCAGUUCUCAGAGGACGACGUGGUCAUGGAAGGAAUGCUGACCAAAAUCUCAUCGAGCAAGUAUUUCUCCAGCAAGCCGUGCUAUUGCAUUCUGCGGUCCGACGCGUGGUCUUUGUGCCAGUACCGAAGUCCAUCAGAUCUUAUCCUUUUGGGGGAAAUCGUACUGUCAGAGCAUGACAUUGUGCGCGACGUGAGCGACUGUGAAUCCGCGGCCCCCGUCGUGCACACGUUCGAGCUCUUGCGACCGACGUCAAACCAGUGCGUGCAGUUUGCGACGCCAACAGCUCGGGGACUGGAGCAAUGGAUAUGCGCGUUGGAAACUGCGAUUUUCGAGCUGAGCCAGCUGGGCAAGCCCACGCCACCCCCUCCGCCGCAGCACCACGAGGCGUUUGAAAGGAUGCCGGCACCCCCUCGCUCGACCUUGACAGGGUGGACGCCUUCCCCAAAGUACGCACCCACGCCACGUAAAGAGAGUAGUAGCAGCAGCAGCAUUAACGUCGUCGUCGAGCCGGACGACGAUGAUGCUUCCAUGGCGGCGGCGAUGGCGGCGGCCAACUUGCUCGAAGACGAACUGCGCGACAAUGACAACAACAACCACAUGGACACGGGUCCUGAAACCCACGAGUUCAACAACAACGACGACGACGCUGGUGAUAACCAAGAGCCCCCUGGAGGAACGGAUGAGCCCAGGCCAGGAGCUUAUACGUCACCGGCGCACUUAUCGUCACCGUCAUUGUCACCCGACAAGCAACCUGGCCGACAGGCGGCAUCGGUACUAGGUGACCGCUUCUUUCGCAAAGUGCCGAGGGUCGCGCCGGGACUGUCAAGCUCGGCCGUCCGUGCGGUGCAUUCCUUUAGCGCCAGUGGUCAAGUGUUUACACUGGACGUCAAGUACAAACUCAUCAAACCAAUCGGCACGGGCGCGUACGGCGCUGUGAUCUCGGCCACCAACGACGAAACAUGCGACAGCGUUGCGGUCAAGAAGAUCUCCAAUAUAUUUGACGACCUCGUGGACGCCAAGAGAAUCCUGCGGGAAACGAGGCUGCUGGGCCACUUUAACCAUAAAAAUAUCACGAGGUUGCUGGAUUUGCCGCCGCCGCCGUCUCGUGCAGCGUUUCACGACAUGUACAUCAUCGCCGAGCUCAUGGAAACGGACCUCCACCAAGUGAUUUAUAGCAUGCAGCCCAUGUCAGACGACCACGUGAAAUACUUUCUCUACCAAAUCCUCUGCGCGUUGCAUCACAUCCACUCGGCAGGUGUGAUCCAUCGAGACAUGAAGCCGUCCAACAUCUUGCUCAAUUCCAACUGCGACCUCAAAAUCUGCGACUUUGGACUUGCCCGCGGCGGGUGUCCUGAAAACGUCGAGCUGACCGAGUACGUUGUCACAAGGUGGUACCGUGCACCUGAAAUCAUGCUCAACUGCUUGCAUUACACCGAGGCCGUGGAUAUGUGGGCGGUGGGAUGCAUCUUGGCGGAAAUGAUUCAGCGGGAACCCUUGUUCCCAGGCAACGACUACAUCCAUCAGCUCAAGCUCAUCGUCAAGUUUAUGGGCACGCCCAAAGUGGACGAAGUGGAGUUUGUUAAGAACGCCAAGGCGCAGCGGUUCCUGGCCAAACUGCCGAUUUACAAGGCGACCAAGUUGGCCGAUGCAUUUCCUGCCGCCAGUGACCAAGCGAUGGAUUUGCUGGCCCACAUGCUCGUGUUUAACCCUGCCAAGCGCAUCUCAGUCCUCGACGCACUGCAUCAUCCGUACCUGGAAGCGUUCUACGAUGCCGCCGACUUGGUCUUGUCGCCGCCAUUUGACUUUGGAUUUGACAUCCCCGACGAUAAACUCACGCGGGAAGCGCUCGUGUCGCUGCUCAUGGAAGACAUCUCGACGUUCCACCCCGAGGUGGUCGACGUGGGGCAAGAGCAUGGGUACCUGCCCCCGUCGGCAUUCCUUCCGCCGCCGCCAUCGAAGAGUUCGCCGCCCGCAAAUAGAUCCGGGACUGCAAUCAACGAAGCAUAGAGAGCCGUAGAAUAAAUAGUAUGUAAGAGACAAUCGUCGUGUGUCAAUAUAGCUGGUA